UUCAGAAAUACCUCCUCUCGCUGAAAAGAAAAGAGAGAGCGGAGAAGGGAACCGGAGAGAGAGGGGAGGGAAAGGAGCUGGAGAGCAAUGGCGUGAGCUAGGGUUUCGAAUUCGGUCCUCUACCCCUCUAUUUAUUGGAUCUGCGAGGGCGAGAGGGAGGGAGAGAUGGGGCUCUGCCAUGGAAAACCCGCGGUUCCCGAGAGCCAGAGUUCCCCAUCUUCGACUCCAGCUCCCAAGGAGGAGGAAGCGAAGCCGGAGGAGGCGGAGGAGCGGAUGAAGGAGGACGAAGUGGCGGUGCCGCAGCCGGCUGCGGAGGAGAAGAAUAGCAAGCCGUGGAUGUCUCCCUUCUUCCCAUUUUAUAGCCCCAGCCCCGCACAUAGUCUGUUUUCCAAGAAGUCGCCCGCCGCCGCCUCCGGCGGGGGGUCGGCGACGGCCACGCCCAAGAAGUUCUUCCGGCGGCCGUUCCCGCCGCCGUCGCCGGCGAAGCACAUCCGAGCGGUGUUGGCACGGCGGCACGGGUCGGUGAAGCCGAAUGAGACGGCCAUCCCGGAGGAGGAUGGGGAGGCGGGGCGGGCGGUGACGGGGCUGGAUAAGAACUUUGGGUUCGAGAAGGGGUUCGCGAGCAAGUACGAGAUCGGCGAGGAGAUAGGGCGGGGCCACUUCGGGUAUACGUGCUGCGCCCGGUCCAAGAAGGGGGAGCUCAAAGGCCAGCAGGUGGCUGUUAAGGUCAUCCCCAAGGCUAAGAUGACCACAGCCAUAGCUAUAGAGGAUGUCAGGAGAGAAGUGAAGAUUUUAAGAUCUUUGACGGGACAUACCAACCUAGUCCAAUUUUAUGAUGCCUAUGAAGAUAAUGAAAACGUGUAUAUAAUAAUGGAGUUAUGUGAAGGAGGGGAGCUUUUAGAUAGGAUUCUUUCAAGAGGUGGAAAAUACUCAGAAGAUGAUGCGAAGGCUGUCAUGGUACAGAUUUUAAAUGUUGUUGCAUUUUGCCAUCUCCAAGGAGUUGUUCAUCGGGAUCUCAAACCUGAGAAUUUCCUUUUUACUUCCAAGGAUGAGAAUUCCCAGUUGAAGGCUAUCGAUUUCGGGUUAUCAGAUUUUGUGAAGCCAGAUGAAAGGCUUAAUGACAUUGUAGGAAGUGCAUACUAUGUUGCACCUGAAGUUCUGCAUAGGUCAUAUAGCACAGAGGCUGAUGUGUGGAGUAUUGGUGUGAUUGCAUAUAUUCUCCUCUGUGGCAGUCGUCCAUUUUGGGCGCGUACCGAGUCUGGUAUUUUUCGGGCUGUGUUAAAAGCUGACCCUUGUUUUAGUGAGCCACCUUGGCCUUCUCUGUCUCCUGAAGCAAAAGAUUUUGUUAGGCGCUUGUUAAGUAAGGAUCCACGAAGAAGGAUGACUGCUGCACAGGCAUUAAGUCAUCCAUGGAUUAGAAAUUACAACAAUGUAAAACCACCACUUGAUAUUCUUAUAUUCCGACUUAUUAAAGCCUACAUGCGUUCAUCAUCGCUACGUAAAGCUGCUCUAAGGGCUCUGUCCAAGACACUGACCGUGGAUGAACUUUUUUAUCUGAAGGGGCAGUUUGCCCUUUUGGAACCAAAUAAAAAUGGGUGCAUAACUCUGGAAAAUAUCAAGAUGGCGCUGAUGAAAAAAGCAACUGAUGCAAUGAAGGAAUCCCGUGUACAAGAUCUUCUGGUCUCACUUAGUGCUCUUCAGUACAGAAGAAUGGAUUUCGAUGAGUUCUGUGCGGCUACAUUAAGUGUCCAUCAGCUUGAAGGUCUGGAUAGAUGGGAGCAACAUGCUCGAUGCGCUUAUGAGCUUUUUGAGAAGGAUGGAAACAGAGCAAUUGUAAUUGAGGAACUUGCUUCGGAACUGGGGCUAAGCCCUUCUGUACCUGUUCAUGCAGUUCUCCAUGAUUGGAUUAGGCACACUGAUGGGAAAUUGAGCUUCCUUGGAUUUGUUAAGUUGUUGCAUGGUGUAUCAAGCAGACCUCUUGCAAAGGCACGCUAGUUUACUAAGCCUGGAUUGCUGCCCAGGAUUAAAUAGCCUGCUAUUGCCUGGUGAUGGAUAGAUGAAUAGCUGUUUUUUCACACAUUCGUUUUAGGGCCCAGAAAACAAACUGCUUUGGCAGAUGAUGCCUCUGGAGCUUGUGUAUCAGAAAAAAAAAAAAAGCGACUUUCAGCAGUUUGUCAUGGCAUGAAAGGUCUGCGACUUGUUGAAGCCUGAAAGUUUCAUGCAUAUAGGAAGGGGGCAUAAGAUUUUCCCAUGUCCUGUAUUUGUAUUAUUUUGUUCAUGUUUCUAGUACUACCAGAUUAAUUGCUGUGGUUGUAGAUGCUAAAAUUUAGUUGGGACUACGGUGCUUGUCUAACUGAAGUUGUAUCUUGGACAAUUUUUAUCGUGUGGUCUCUGCCAUUUCAUUAGGGAAGAGAAAGGGAAAAAGGAAGUAAAACUACUCUGUACUACUGAAUGCAUUGGGUGAUGUCAAAUCAAAUUUAAAAUGGUGUGUUUCUGUGUUCUUU
Phoenix dactylifera (date palm) is the source of this 2504-nucleotide messenger RNA. RefSeq names its product CDPK-related kinase 5-like. The record is from RefSeq and is a predicted model, not a curated record. Lineage: Eukaryota; Viridiplantae; Streptophyta; Magnoliopsida; Arecales; Arecaceae. Gene Ontology annotation, molecular function: ATP binding; protein kinase activity. Gene Ontology annotation, biological process: protein phosphorylation.